Acyrthosiphon pisum (pea aphid) is the source of this 978-nucleotide messenger RNA. RefSeq lists its product as uncharacterized. Lineage: Eukaryota; Metazoa; Arthropoda; Insecta; Hemiptera; Aphididae. The record is from RefSeq and is a predicted model, not a curated record. Bases 274 to 777 code for a protein of 167 amino acids. The transcript is spliced from 4 exons.
CGGCACCGAAAUUAUCGAGGUAAGUUCUUUUGUUAUCAAACUAUAAUCAGUGAUAUCAGUUAUUAAUUUUAUUUUCAAUUUUAAAUUUCGUACCAUUGUGACAUUCUUUGCGGUUUGGUCGGCUUAUAGUUUUAUACAAUUAUUGUAUGUCUUUCUGUAUAAUAAUACUGUUAUUAGUUAUCUGUUACCUAUACGUUGUUCUGCCUGACUCGGCGACUUUAUUCUGCGUGCAGUGAGACUAUUGUUCUAUGGUUAGACAACAAUAUUAUUAAUAUGGUUAUGUUGUGUUUAGUCCAAAGUGGCAUUUAUUCCAAUAGGACAAUAAAAGCAAAAGGAUGCAGGAAAAUGUUUGUAAACUUUACGGCAUUGUUAAUAAAAUGUGGGCGACAAGAUUUGCUAAACAAAUCGAUUGGUGUACUGGCUAAGUACUACCAUGUUUGUUUGAACCAUUCUAGCAAAAAUAUGUUUUCAAGUGCCAACAAGUCUCAACUAUUACCAAAGGCAGUUCCUACAGAAUUCGAGGAAUGUUAUAAUGUAUCUGUCGAAAAAAUUGGACUAGACAUUUCAACAGUGGAUAACAAUUGUCUUGAUGAAACAGUUUUUGAUUUAUCAGUUGUCAGAAUUCUACCACCAUCUAAAGAAAAUCGAUUAAUUUCUGUUACUUGUAACAUUGUUGUUCAUACAGAUGGAUCCAACAAAAAUAACAAUAAUAGUGCCUACAUAAAAAAAUAUUCUCAACCACAACUUCACAAAAAAACUAUUGUCAAGCCAGUUUAGUAUCGCACCACAACUGUCUGGUCAGUCGUAUGUCAGUAUUUCACCGCCUUGGAAAUCUUCAAGGUCGAAAACCUUCACAUACAAAAAUUAAAAGAUAUAGAUAACUUUUACAGUACACACAGUAGUUUGGUAAAUAAUUUCUAAGUGAACUCAAAAAUAAAAUAUUGAUAUCUACAAUUAUAUUAGAAAUAAAAAAUGAGA